AUGGCUGCAUUGGAACAGUCCUCUGUAAUGAGCAGAUUUUGUAGGAGAGAGAGAGAUAGAGAGAGGGAGAGCAUAAGAAGAAAUUGUGGGAGCAGGACAAGCAGGCGGGCAGGCUAUGCGUCAGCCCCUUCUCCACGGGGAAACAUGGAGAUGAGUAGGAGAUGCUGAAGAGUGAAGAAGAGAGCAAAACCAGAUCGUAUAGAUGGAUAUUAUCUCAUCAAGCAGGCGCACUGAAGGCAACCCACGCAGAGGAUAAACCACUUAUGGACGCAAUGGAUUAAAGACCUGCAGACAGACGGAGGGAGAAGGCGAAGGAGGAACACGGGCGGAACUAUUCAUCUAUUCACUUAUUUAUCAUCGUUGUGUGUGUGUGUGUGUGGGGAAAGCAAGAGACUGCAUUGCUGCUUGCUUGCACUAUAUGGGCAGAAAAGGAAAAUAGCAAAGAAUCCCCAUUCAUUUAUGUUUCUCCCUUAUUUUUUUCCUCAGUAUGUACUGCUUGGCUCUGUGCGUGUCUGCCAAGGCAAAAGUAAGCUAUAGAUUGACUUAGUUGUCUGAUGUAAUGAUGCUAUGCUUGAUCACCAAUAGUAGACUUGAAGACAAGAUUCACUGUCUGUGGGAGGAAGUAUUUUGUUUUGUUGUAAAUCGAUCCAACAGCAUGUUACAUACCUGUGCAGUUGAGGCCUCGGUCCUGAUUGUGGAAUCUUAAGCUUGGAGGCUUGAUGAGCUGCCAUUGGGGAGAGUUUUGUGCUCCACACACCGCAGAGGCGGCAGAGGAGCCAUAGUUAGAUAGGAGGCGAGUGAGUGGACUGUGUAGGCCUGCUCAUGGCAGGCUGCUCGAGAUUUCUCAUUGUUUCAUCUACUUCUGAGAGGGUAUAAUGGCACUGAUAGGACCCCCGUCCUUCUCUCUCAGCGCUCUCAGGAGCAGGCAAGUUGUGAGUUGGUGCUACAAAAAACCAACAAGGAGGAUGGUGUGAACUUUUCGGCAGGCAAUCCCUGACGGUGCUGUGCAAGGCAAUCUUGUUUCUAUUUGUUCUGUUUGCAAAGCUUACAUCAUCUGAAAAUAGAGGCCUGCGUUGAACUGAGUGGGAGUUUUCUCCCUCCUGCUCACUCCUUCCAGUUUUUUUCCUCCUCAUCCGACCUCAACCUCAAACCUCAGCUCCAUGGACUGAUCCCUAUAGCACCAACCUGUCCUCCUUCCUUCUCCCUCUCUUUUCUUUUUCUUUUCUUUUUCUUUUUGUCGAGGCUUCAGGUGAAUUGCCGAGACCUGUUUCAUGCAUGUCCACUGGAGGCAGAUUCAACUUUGACGAUGGGGGGUCAUACUGCGGCGGGUGGGAGGAGGGCAAGGCGCACGGCCACGGGAUAUGCACGGGACCCAAAGGCCAGGGCGAGUACUGUGGGUCUUGGGCCCAUGGCUUUGAGCUGCUGGGGGUCUACACUUGGCCCAGCGGGAACACUUACCAGGGCACGUGGGCGCAAGGCAAGAGACACGGAGUUGGUGUUGAGAACAAGGGUAGAUGGGUCUACAAGGGGGAAUGGACGCAUGGCUUUAAGGGACGCUAUGGUCUUCGGGAGAGCACCGGGAUGAGUGGGAAGUACGAGGGAACAUGGAACAACGGGCUCCAAGACGGAUACGGCACUGAGACAUACUCUGAUGGAGGCACAUUUCAAGGCCAGUGGGUUGGUGGGAUGCGGCACGGCUACGGUGUUCGGCAAAGUGUCCCAUAUGGCAUGGCGGCUGUUAUCCGCUCCCCUCUUCGUACUUCCAUCAACUCCCUUCGCUCUAGUUCGGAACACAGUAACGGUACAGCUCUACUUGACCGGACCGGUGCAGUGGUUCCUGUUCCGCCGCCUGUUCCUGGUACCUUGUCCACCAGCGUCUCCAUGUGCAGUACUGGAAGCAGCGGCAGCAGUCCUGCAGUGUCUCGAGGGGGCUUUGUACUGACGGCACACAGUGAAACUGAGCUUCUAAAGGGGAAACGGAAGAGUGGGCUGUUCAGGAGGUCAAUUCUGUCCGGGCUUAAACUGAGGAAGUCCGAAUCCAGGAGCUCUUUGGCUUCUCAAAGGUCGAAACAGAGCUCAUUCAGAAGUGAAGCUGGGAUGAGUACUGUGUCUUCAGCUGCCUCUGACAUCAACUCUACCAUCAGCCUUGGAGAUGCAGAUGCAGAGCUGGCAGUAGCUGAUGAUGAUGUGGACGCCACAGCAACAGAAACCUACUGUGGAGAGUGGAAAAAUGACAAGAGGACUGGAUUCGGAGUGAGUCGGCGUUCCGAUGGUCUACAAUAUGAGGGGGAAUGGCUCAGCAACAAACGCCACGGCUAUGGCUGCACUGCGUUUCCUGACGGCACCAAAGAGGAGGGCAAGUACAAGCAAAACAUUCUCGUGAGUGGAAAGAGGAAGAACCUGAUCCCGCUCCGGGCCAGUAAAAUCAGAGAAAAGGUGGACCGAGCCAUGGAGGGAGCACAAAAGGCAGCAGACAUCGCACGCCAGAAAGCGGAGAUUGCUCUGUCAAGGACGGCUCACGCACAGGGUAAAGCAGAAUCAGCUGUUGGAGCAGCUCAGAAAGCUCAAGAGGAGAGUCGCAUGGCCAGAGUCACUGCCAAGCAGUUCUCCCCAUCCUUCCAGCACCCUGGAAACGGAAUGGAGGUGCAACGCCCCAAGUGUCAGGUAUCCAGUGAGGUUGAGGCUGAGGGCUUGUCCAGUAGCGCUGGAACGGCAGACAGCCCCGACCUCUACGUGAGGAGCACAGGCUCAGAUGAGCCUUCCAACGCCACACCAGAUCUCAGUCCUCCUUCUUCCUCACCUCCUCACAGUCCUCCUGCCUUAAUUCGGCCCUCCCAGCGCAGUAAAAGUGCCCGCUUUCACCGGCAGACUGCAGUAGACCACGGGGACAGGGGAAAAGAAGGUGCAGAGCGGGGUGAGAAAGAAGGGCCUGGGGGGCACACAGAAAUCCAGGUGUUGAUAGAAGGGGGUAGUAGGGAGGUUGAAGUUGGAGGAGGUAAGGUGGAGUACAUGCGGGCAAAAAGCUGGAGUGAAGAAAAGAGAAAAGGGGUCUUGCACAAAGGUGGAGGAGGGCUUAGCGGACAAGGAAUGAGCAGGACCAAUGGACACAAACACAGCUCCUCCAAUCACAAAUCUCGGGACCAUGGAUCAUCUAAUCAUAAACAAGCCAGGGGAGACAGAUGGACAGAAACAUCCUCUUCUGCCUCUUGGACGUCUGGGCACAGGGGGUUGCACGGCAGGGGAGGGCGGCUUCUUGAGCAGGAUGAAGAGAAAAUUAGCAAUUAUGAAAUGGAGAUGAAGCCUUUACAGCCCAGAGACUCCACGACCCACAAGCCCCAUGGGCACGGGGAGGAGAAGCACGGGCACGGUCAUUCUUACGGAGAGGGGCGCUCACACACAUUGCAGCGACCGAGACAUAAGAACCGAGAUGGGAGGGAAGGAAAAGAGGGCAGGGAAGGAAAAGAUCAGCUGGAGAGCGUACGGCCGGGUGAUAAGAUGGAUUCUCGGCCUAUACGACGGGACCUCGCCCUCUCGCCCCCUCUGAAAUCCUCUCCCAUCGCACCUGAGCCACAAGAUCAAGGUCUCAUACAGCGCAAAGGCCACUCAGCCUACAGCACUAUCCUGGUUGCCGUGGUGAUUCUUCUCAACAUUGGAGUGGCUAUUUUGUUUAUUCACUUUUUUAUUUAAGAAUAAUAGCAUUGUUUUUGGAAUGAGCCUAUCAUGCUACAACUAUAAAUAUCUAUAGUUAUUGUGAGAGAGCUGCGGUCUCCUAGAGUUCCUGGAAAAUGGACUGCACCCCACUGAAGUGGACAUUUUGGUCUAAAAGAUUUGAGCUGAAGACGGCCAAUUUGUUCACAUCUCAGUCCAGCUACCAUGAGGGUGAGACAGCUGUCAGAGCCCGAUGACGUGGAUAUAAGAUGGGUAGACAAGCCUAAAAAAACGGGGAGCAUGAUACGGUACGGUAACUGGACUAAAGUGAGCUUCAGUAGUUCACAUAUUGACUGAGACUGGUCUGAUUCCCAGGCCAGGGCAUUAUAGCAAGUAAUGCCUGCUUCCACUGUCUGAAGACAAAAUAUAUACCUUUUACAUUUUCAAAUCAUAGUUUACAACAGAUUUAUAAUAUUUAUUUGUGAACAUUUUCUCUCAUGUAUAAUAUGUUGAUGGGUACAGUAUGUUAUUUAUUUUGUAAGCCCUUCACUUGACUCAAUGAGUUUUUUGGUUCUUCCGCCUGCCCCGGUCUUCUUACUGAUGUUGUAUUUCUUUAAUCUUUGUCAGGGGAGACAAAUACAGAGACUGAAUCACAGCACCACAUAGACACAGUUUUGAGAAGCUCCCUCUCCAUGUACCCUGGGCAUGCACACACACACACUUGGCUUGUUUUCCAUCCCACUUCAUCUGCGUGUGAGUAAAGUGCAUGACUGUGGUGUGCCCCCACAAAGCCAUUGUAUGUUUGCAUUGAGCCGAGAGAAAACGUCUCAUGAGGACAUGCUCUGUACUCAUUCACAUCCAGCCUACCACCAUUUUCCGGCGGUGAUGCUCUCCCCUUCUUUCCCACCUACUCUUUCCCACCUCCACACAUACCAGUCUUUGAGCUGUGCUUCCUCUGAGUUGGUGGUAGUUCAGGACAAACCCUUCUUGGCAUAGCCUAAAAUCAACAGGUAGAUAGAUACAACUGCCAGAGGCUUUUAGAGAAAAUAUUUAAGUGUGUGCACCAUUGUAUAUCUAACAAUAUAAAAUCCAUCUCAACCGACUUUUGCAAAUGGCAGGGUACAACCAGAACUUGUUACAAUGAUAUACGCUACUCACAGACUGCGAUAUUUGGGUUUUGAGUAAAAUUUCAGAAUCAUUCUAAAAUAAACUGAAUUUUGUAGUACUGUUUUUUGGACUAUAAGUCGCAGCACCCCAAAAAAAUGCGCAAUAAAGAAGAAAUAAGCAGAAAUGUGUCCCAGCACACUACAGGCUGAAGGCUGGGGCGAAUGCCCUCUACUGGCUAACUCGUAACAUAGGCCUUGACAAGCCUUCAUCCUGUAAAAAAGCAUAUUCGGUAUUUUUCGUACUAUAAGUCGCACCUGAUCAUAAGUGGCACCAGCCAAAAAAUGCGCAACGAAAAGGCAAAAAAAACCUAUAUGUCACACCGGAGUAUAAGUCACAUUUUUGGGGGAAAUUCACUGGAUAAAAUCCAACACAUAGAACAUAUAUGUCAUCUUGAAAGGCAAUUUAAAAUAAAAAUACAAUAGAGAACAAUAUGCUGAAUAAGUGUACAGUAUGAUAAUGUUACAUGAAGCAUGAACAGCGAAAUGCGAACGUGCCCGGUAUGUUGACGUAACAUAGCUAUUAAGAGUUAUUCAGAUAACUAUAGCAUAAAGAACAUGCUAACAAGUGUCACACAUCAGUGUCACUCCAAGACACCAAAAUAACAUGUGAAAUGAUAUAAUAAUGUGUUAACAAUUUAAGUAUAAUUCACACCCCAGCCAAACUAUGAAAAAAGCUGUGAUUUAUAGUCCCCCAAAAAAUUGGUAUACAUCGCAUUGGUGUAUAAUAAGCAUUUUUUGGGGUAAUUUUAUUUUGACAUAAAACAAGAACAAACUUACAUCAUAAUAAUAAUGACACAAUGUAAAAACAAAAACAAAAAACAGGCUGAAUCAGCUUCUCUAAAUAUAUUGCAGUUUUUCUCAAUUGCUUUGGUAAGUUUUUCAGAUCAGAAUCAGAAAUUAUCAAAACUACUUCUUCAAUCCUCACAACAUGUCGCAAAAGUAGCAAUAUAACAUGGAUUACCUGCAAAAGCCAGUUUUUUUGUGCAAAAUACUUAAUCCAUCGCUCAAAAUUAAAUUUCUCUGCCAAUGAACAUGUCAGUGCUGUCAUAAUUACAACUCCUUGUUUCAUUGUGUAGAGACAAGACAGUUGCUUAGUCAUGCUCUCAAUUGAACAGUUACUCUGGUGAUAGGCUCUGAUGCUGAAGAUGGUGUACGUAAGUUUUGAUGAAAAUUGCAAGUUGGACCUUUGUGUGAGGGAGAUUGAUUGGAAGAGACUGGACAAGAAUCAGUUUACACUUUUACUGUUUUUACAAUUUCUUGACAGACCAUGUCACUGCGAUACAGAAAGCAAAAGACAGCACUGAGUAUCACAAAGAAAAAUGCUAGCAAAAUUAGAAACGUGAACAUGAGACAAUCGGCACAACUAAACUUUGAGUGCUACAUGUUGGGAUUAUUUUCCCCAUCCUUUCUGCACGUCUUGACAUUCCUCCCUGUUGGGCCACAAAUUUUCACCUAUGUCACGAUGGCUGUCCUCUCUUGCUAUACAGCGUGGAAAGAAUCUUCUUGAAUGCCUUAUCCAGUCUCUGCAGGCAUCUGCUGUGAUGACUGCAUGCUGCAUUCAUGGCAUCCAGAAGAGUCAUCUGAGUGUGGCUGGCGAUCAUACACUUGCCAUCCCCAUGUGGAGAAAAAUUCUUCAAUGGGAUUGAGGAACGGGGAGUAUGGUGGGAGGAACUCCAUUACCUUUCUGUUGUGGGUUGCAAACCAUUCCCUGAUUAUGUUGGAGUGGUGGAAACCCACAUUGUCCCAAAUUAUAACAAAUUUUGGCAGUUUAAAAUAAAUUACGUAAAAUAAGUAACGAAGAUGCUUAGAAAUAAGCACACACAUGUUGACAUAUUCUGGCAACAAGUUCAUCUAUUUUGCAUGUAAAGACUUAUGCAAUGACGUAAUGACUAAAUGUUGUGGGUGGUGAGACUAUUCAAUAGAGACCCAUGAUCGUCCAUUUUGACCAUCAUGACAGAUGCAACUGAUAAUGUAGGAAACAGCAGAGAAUUAUACAAAAUCAUUUGCAUUGAGGCACAAAAACAUCUGCAACCUGCUUUAAGAAAUGAGAAACUGCUUUUUUGAUGUGCACUAGUGAUACGAUGUUGUGAUGAUUGAACAAGUAGAUUUGAGAAUUUUGAUUCUAAUCUGAGAAACGUACCAAAGCAAUUGAGAAAAGCUGUAACAGUUAUUCAGAUAGCCUAAACAACACAACCUAACAUAAUUACUAACAAAUUCCUUUGUCUUAUUUUCCUGUCCCCUGGUUCUGUAUGUGAAAAAAUAUAUACAGUAUAAGUCACACCUGAGUAUAGGUCACAUGCUCAGCUAAACUUUGAAAAAUUGUGAUUUAUAGUCCAGAAACUACAGUAAUUGCUGUUCUCUGACCGAGACAUAAUCAGGUGUUUGAUCCAAUUAUUGACCAAUAUAUUUCCUUGUUCAUUUAGUAUUGGUAUUUAAAAAGUCCUUUAGAACUUAGAUGCUGCCCAGUUUUUGCUUGGUCCAAAAUACAUGUUAUAGCUUUUUAAAGGAGGGAGCCUUUUUAAACCAAUGCCUGAGAUGCUGUGUUGGGAAAUUCCAAAACACCGAUGCAGAUAAUUUUAAUAAAAAUAGAAAAUGAUUGCACUUACGGCAAACAAAAGUGGAUGAGUUGACAAAAGACGCACAUCUUCAGAUAUUUGCAGGUAGGUACAGAGCAAGGAUUGAUGGGUGUUAAUGACAUAUUUGAAGAAGAAUAUAAUCUAAUAGAUUGAAUAUUUUCCAUUCCAUUUCCACUGGCUCAUUCAGCAAGUGAAACGGGUAAAUGAAGUCUGAAAAUAAUGAAAAUAAUUCACUUAAUAGUGGUAGGGUCAAUUCUAUCGUUACAACAUAUGAGAAGACAAUCAAAAUGACCUAUAUAACUGAACGCAUUAUAUAAUGCAAAUAGGGUUGCUUAAAAGUUGGUGGGGACAAUUUGAGCAUCCUGAAAAGUUGCGAGUGUUUUGUCCCUACCGUCCCUAAGCAAACCUACGCCCUUGUAUGUCAGACAUACCUUCUCUGAUUAUCCAAAUAUUUAAUUGAAUUCAAAGAUCCUGAGUUAAACUACAGUAAUUAUAUAGAAUCUAGUGAAGUAAGAUGGAAUAGCAAGUUUUUGUUGGUUGGUCCCAUGUUAACAUGAAGACAGUUUUCCCAGGCAGUUUCAGCAAUAUUCAUUUUUAAUUUAUUCUAUUAAAAUAAGUUUCCAAAUGACUUUAGUUGUAAUUACAUCACUUUUUUCCUGCCUAGUCAAGCUAUGAUGUUGACGUAGCAGUUGAGAGAGAAAUGAAAGAAUACAUAAUAUGUAACAUACAGUAUCUGCCAAAAUAAUAGAGUUGGGCUUGGGAUAAUAGUCAAAUCUGUCAGGUGAACAUAUACUGAAUAUUUGUUGGUUGUGCUCCGCUUAUCAGCUAAAAUACCAUGGCUGAUUUUUUUUGUCUCCCAGCCCAGUACUGGGUGAUGGUAUAGAUUGCAGGCCUGUUUAAAUGUUGGAGUGGAUAUUAUCUAGUAGGUUUUACCCUCGUGUGGCACACUUUAUGUGUUGAUGGAAUCUGGGGAACACUUAUUAAAUCCACAUGACUGAAAUCCCCUGCUACUACGUGUACUGCCUCUGGAUAUUUAUUGAGUAGUGCGCUAAUGGCAUUAUGUAGUAGGAUAAUAGGCUGCGUCUAGAGCUAUAGACAUAAAACUGCUGAUCAAAACAUGGUGGGAGGGGAAAAGGUUUGGCAUUUACUCUUUACAAAAUAUCUAUUAAGGAUUCAAAGUCGUUACAGUAGUGGCUAUCUACCGACUGGAAGUCACAGAAAGGGCAUAUAUGUGGACAUCCUUGGAAAUGUAUUGGUCAAUCAAUGAAUCUAAUGCCUAUUGUGAAUUUUGUUUAGCUCCUUGUUAGUUGAGAGUACAAAGGAGAGUAUGUUGUGGAAAAAAAAAAACAUUAAACACUAAGCUGUUGAAUUUGUGCAUUCAAAGCAUGUACAGUGUAUCACGAAAGUGAGUACACUCCUCGCAUUUCUGCAGAUAUUUAGUUAUAUCUUGUCAUGGGACAAC
Corythoichthys intestinalis (scribbled pipefish) is the source of this 8852-nucleotide messenger RNA. RefSeq names its product junctophilin 3b (gene jph3b). Bases 1276 to 3687 code for a protein of 803 amino acids. The record is from RefSeq and is a predicted model, not a curated record. Gene Ontology annotation, biological process: regulation of synaptic plasticity. Gene Ontology annotation, cellular component: endoplasmic reticulum membrane; plasma membrane; junctional membrane complex. The transcript has 6 exons. Lineage: Eukaryota; Metazoa; Chordata; Actinopteri; Syngnathiformes; Syngnathidae.